UGCCGGCUAUAUGAGCCCCGGCAGGCGCUGACUCGGCCCUUUCCGCCUCGCUCCCGCCCGCUCUCGGGUCGCUGCGCAGAGACCCGCGCCGCCGCCACCGACGCCACCGCCCCCCCCCCCACACCGCCGCCAUGAUCAUCUACCGGGACUGCAUCAGCCAGGACGAGAUGUUCUCGGACAUCUACAAGAUCCGGGAGGUGGCGAACGGCCUGUGCCUGGAAGUGGAGGGGAAGAUGGUCACCAGGACAGAGGGUCAAAUUGAUGACUCUCUAAUUGGUGGCAAUGCCUCUGCUGAAGGUCCUGAGGGAGAUGGGACAGAAGCCACGGUCAUAACUGGUGUUGAUAUAGUAAUAAACCACCACCUUCAAGAAACCAGCUUUACAAAAGAAUCCUACAAGAAGUACAUCAAGGACUACAUGAAAGCAAUCAAAGCCAGACUUGAGGAACACAAGCCAGAGAGAGUAAAGCCUUUCAUGACAGGGGCUGCAGAACAAAUCAAACACAUCCUUGCUAACUUCAAAAACUACCAGUUCUUUGUAGGAGAGAACAUGAAUCCAGAUGGUAUGGUGGCUCUCCUGGAUUUCCGUGAGGAUGGUGUGACCCCAUAUAUGAUUUUCUUUAAGGACGGCUUAGAAAUCGAGAAAUGUUAACAAAUCAAACAGUAUGGUUUUGGAUCACCCGUCUUCAUAGCUGGCUGCUGUUUCUUCUUCAUCGGCACAACACCAGGAACUGGCAAUGUCUAACAACUGGACUGAUGUCAUCUUGAGCUUUAUUCACUUAUUUUGACCCUGAUUUGGAGUGGAGGCAUUGUUUUAAAAAAAGAAAAAAAAAUCCAAACAUCUGUCAUGUAGAUUGUCUAAAAUAAAACUCAUUUAAACCCA
Messenger RNA from Chroicocephalus ridibundus (black-headed gull), 881 nucleotides. It is a transcript of the gene TPT1, whose product is annotated as tumor protein, translationally-controlled 1. NCBI's taxonomy places the organism in Eukaryota, Metazoa, Chordata, Aves, Charadriiformes, Laridae. Gene Ontology annotation, cellular component: cytoplasm. Gene Ontology annotation, molecular function: calcium ion binding. The transcript is spliced from 6 exons. The coding region runs from base 132 to 650 and encodes 172 amino acids. The record is from RefSeq and is a predicted model, not a curated record.